Trichogramma pretiosum is the source of this 561-nucleotide messenger RNA. RefSeq names its product putative ATP synthase subunit f, mitochondrial (gene ATPsynF). NCBI's taxonomy places the organism in Eukaryota, Metazoa, Arthropoda, Insecta, Hymenoptera, Trichogrammatidae. The transcript has 2 exons. The coding region runs from base 101 to 424 and encodes 107 amino acids. Gene Ontology annotation, biological process: proton motive force-driven mitochondrial ATP synthesis. Gene Ontology annotation, molecular function: proton-transporting ATP synthase activity, rotational mechanism. The record is from RefSeq and is a predicted model, not a curated record.
UUACAUAAAGGCCUUUGCUUUAUGGCGGAUGUCUGGUAUCCGUUGAACGACUGAAUUUAUUGUUACUGCUGGUUUGUUGAUAUAAAGAGCUGCCGGAAUCAUGGGUUUCGGUGACUACCCCAAGGAGUACAAUCCAUCCGUGCACGGACCAUACGAUCCUGCUCGUUAUUACGGACCUCAGGACACAAAGUUCUUCGACCUGAAACUUGGUGAAGUUGGUGCCUGGUUUGGAAGACGACAGAAGACACCCCAAGCUCUGGCUGGUGCUAUCUCAAGAUGUUGGUGGCGUUGGCAACAUAAUUAUGUCCACCCCAAGCGCACUGGCAUUGCUCCUUUCUUCCAGUUGGCUGUCGGUGGAAUGGUGUUUUUCUAUGUUCUCAACUACAACCGCCUCAAGCACCAUAAGAAUUACAAGUAUCACUAAUCUGUAACUCUGUAAUGAUUACAAAAUUUAUAGAAUUUAAUUCAAAUAAAUACAAUAGAGUUUACAAGUGAAGUUGUUACAAGAUUCCUGUAAUAAUUUUAAGAAUGGAUUAAAUUAAUAAAAAAGUUUCAGUUCAA